Molecule: messenger RNA, 1056 nt
Organism: Symbiodinium natans
Lineage: Eukaryota; Dinophyceae; Suessiales; Symbiodiniaceae
Source: the annotation of a GenBank genome assembly
AUGGCAGAGGUACGCUGUUACAUGGCAGAGGGCGACUUCGAUGUCUACUUGAUGGAGAAGGGCGUGAUGCCUUUGCUGCUGCAAGGGCUGGACGCUCUCAGCAAGCACGUGGACAAAGUCGCCACCGGCACGACCAUGGGCAGCAGCAAGCAGAAGUUCAAUCCCUUGAUAUGGCUGGCUCAGUACCUCUUGCGGAACCAUCCCGGCCACAUCCACGACCAUCGCACAGGGACGUACGAGAAGAUCCGGGAGCUCGCUGAGGUGGAGCGCGGGCGCCGGAACCUCCUCCGAAAACAGGAGGAGUUUGAAAACGCCUGGUUUCUCCUCGCGGAGGACCACGAGCACAUGCCCCUGGCGCAGACCCCGCGGGUGAUCGAGAAACUCGAUGCCACCUGGAAGCUGGAGGGCGAGUUUGCAAGGUGCGCCAAGCUACCCGACAUCCAGGCUGCAGACCCGGAGAAGGUCAAAUUCUCGGAGUUUUGGCAGAGCUUCGAGGCUCUAGUCAAAGAGAGCGACUUGCUCCGGAUGUCGGUUUUCCAGGAUGCAGAUCGACGCCAGCUUCGAGCUGAAAACGAGGCACAGCUGGCCAAGUACGAGCAGCAACAGCGCCAAGCGUCAGUGGAGGAGGAGCUGCGCCAACGGCAGCUGCUGCAGGAUCGGUUCGAGACGAUCUGUGCAGAUGUCUACAUCAACAGUGCGCUUCUCACAAUCAUGAGCAAGGGCUCAGCCCUGGCAGCUCCAAUGGACCUCAAGGGCGAGCAUGUUGUGCUGGUUCUGCAGCUUCUCCGUGCCUGGGGCUACCCAGUGCUGAAUGACGACGGGGACCUGGUUGACCAGGACCACUGGGAUGCCAGGGCCUCCGAGGUGUGCAGAAGGUGGCGCCAGAACCACGGGCCCCCGUCCAAAACUCCGGAGGUUCUGGACUCCGAGGGCCUGAAGGCUCUAGUUGACAAAGAGGCCUUCCAGGCCCACCGGACGGGCCGCCAGGAUUCCUCGCAGCAGAUGGCCGAUGUCCCACCACCCCCGCCCCCGCCGCCGCCGCCUGCCGAUUCCUGA